AUGGAGGAGUGCAGCCUGUACCAGAAGAGCUGCCUGGAGGCCGGUGGGGCCUCCUUGGUGCUGGGGACGGGAGGAGGCGGCUGCCGGGCCCGCUGUGCCGCAGCUGCGGAAUUGGAGGCCAAACUCCAGCGGGCGGUGGAAUUCAAGGCGGAGGGGCAUCGCUGCUACAAGCAGAAGAAGCUCCGCGAGGCUAUCGGCAAGUACCACCGAGCCCUGCUGCAGCUGAAGGGACUGGAACCGCCAGCCGCUGAGGGGGAGGUUGAUGUGUCUGCUGGGAAGGGCAGCUCGCUGGUCGCCUGGCACUGCCUGUCAGCCGAGCAGCGGGAGCAGGCGGACAGCACCGAGAUGGAGUGCUACGACAGCCUGACUGCCUGCCUCCUGCAGUCGGAGCUGGUGAACUACGAGCGAGUUCGCGAAUAUUGCCUCAAGGUGUUGGCCAAGGAGAAGGGCAACUUCAAAGCCAUGUACCGCGCAGGCAUCGCCUUCUACCACCUUGGCGACUGUGACAAGGCCCUGCUUUACCUGAAGGAGGCCAAGUGCCGCCAGCCCACAGACACCAACAUCCUCCGCUACAUCCAGCUGACGGAAAUGAAGAUCAGCCGCUGCCACCAGCGUGAAAAGGAGGAGACCGCGUAG
Molecule: messenger RNA, 636 nt
Organism: Notechis scutatus (mainland tiger snake)
Lineage: Eukaryota; Metazoa; Chordata; Lepidosauria; Squamata; Elapidae
Gene: TTC9B
Product: tetratricopeptide repeat domain 9B
Molecular function (GO): protein binding
Source: RefSeq, a predicted model, not a curated record